Molecule: messenger RNA, 4220 nt
Organism: Pelodiscus sinensis (Chinese soft-shelled turtle)
Lineage: Eukaryota; Metazoa; Chordata; Testudines; Trionychidae
Source: RefSeq, a predicted model, not a curated record
CUUUUAGAACUGGGUCUCCCGAGAAGAGGAUGUUGCCUGGUGCUGGGAUUCAUGUACAAGGAGAAGUAUCGGAGAAUGACUGAAGGACAAGCAUCUUCCUUUACGCAGCAGCCUCAGGAUCAGGUGGUGAUAGCUGGGCAGCCUGUGACUCUGCUGUGUGCAAUCCCCGAGUACAAUGGCAUUGUGCUGUGGAUUAAAGAUGGACUCGCCCUAGGAGUAGGCCGGGAUCUCUCAAGCUAUCCACGCUAUUUGGUGGUAGGGGACCAUUUGUCUGGAGAACAUCACCUGAAAAUCCUAAGGGCAGAUCUCCAAGAUGACGCCGUGUAUGAGUGCCAGGCCAUUCAGGCAGCCAUCCGAUCCAGACCAGCCCGGCUGACUGUUCUAGUUCCUCCAGAUGACCCAGUAAUUGCUGGGGGCCCGGUCAUUAGUCUGAGAGCUGGGGAUCCCCUGAAUCUCACCUGCCAUGCUGAUAAUGCCAAGCCAGCAGCCUCCAUCAUCUGGAUGCGGAACGGAGACGUGAUAAAUGGAGCCACCUACUCCAAGACGCUCCUCCGAGAUGGCAAGAGGGAGAGCAUCAUGAGCACCCUUUUUGUCGCCCCUUCCGACAUCGAGAACGGACAGAGCAUCGUCUGCCGGGCCACCAACAAAGCCAUUCCCAGCGGGAAGGAGACAUCGGUCACUAUCGACAUCCAGCACCCUCCUCUCGUCAACCUGUCCGUAGAGCCCCAGCCAGUGCUUGAGGACAACACGGUGAAGUUUCACUGCUCUGCCAAGGCGAACCCAGCGGCAACCCAGUACAGGUGGGCAAAAAAAGGCCAAGUUAUAAAGGAAGCAUCAGGUGACUCCUAUGAGACCAUUGUGGACCACACUUUCUUCUUUGAGCCAGUAUCCUGUGAGGUGACCAAUGCUUUGGGCAGUACCAACAUCAGCAGGACAGUGGAUGUCUACUUCGGUCCCAGGAUGGCAACAGAACCGCAGUCCCUCCUUGUCGACCUGGGGUCAGACGCAGUGUUCAGCUGUGCUUGGACGGGGAACCCAUCGCUGACCAUCGUCUGGAUGAAACGGGGCUCAGGCGUGGUCCUGAGCAACGAGAACACGUUAACAUUAAAAAGUGUCCGCCAGGAGGAUGCAGGGAAAUACGUCUGCCGCGCAGUGGUUCCGCGGGUGGGCGCCGGUGAGCGGGAGGUGUCUCUGACCGUCAAUGGGCCUCCCAUUAUUUCCAGCACUCAGACGCAGCACGCCCUGCACGGGGAGAAGGGACAGAUCAAGUGUUUCAUCCGCAGCACCCCGCCGCCGGACAGAAUCGCCUGGUCCUGGAAGGAGAACGUGCUGGAGUCAGGGACCUCAGGGCGCUACACGGUGGAGACGGUCAGCACAGAGGAAGGCGUCAUCUCAACGCUGACCAUCAGCAACAUUGUCCGAGCCGAUUUCCAGACCAUUUACAACUGCACCGCCUGGAACAGCUUCGGCUCAGACACUGAGAUCAUCCGGCUGAAAGAACAAGGUACGGAAAUGAAGUCAGGAGCUGGUAUGGAAGCAGAGUCAGUGCCGAUGGCAGUGAUCAUAGGCGUCGCCGUGGGGGCCGGCGUGGCGUUCCUGGUGCUCAUGGCCACCAUCGUAGCGUUCUGCUGCGCACGCUCGCAGAGAAAUCUGAAGGGUGUGGUUUCAGCCAAGAACGAUAUCCGCGUCGAGAUUGUGCAUAAGGAGCCUGCUGCAGGCAGGGAGACAGAGGAACACCCAACGAUCAAGCAGCUCAUGAUGGACAGAGGUGAGUUCCAGCAGGAUUCUGUCCUCAAGCAGCUGGAGGUGCUGAAGGAGGAGGAGAAGGAGUUCCAGAACCUGAAGGACCCCACCAAUGGCUACUACAGUGUGAAUACCUUCAAGGACCACCACUCCACCCCCACCAUCUCCCUCUCAGGCUGCCAGCCAGACCUGAGGCCUGCCAACAAGCAGCGGGUGCCCACGGGCAUGUCCUUCACCAACAUCUACACCACGCUGAGCGGGCAGAACCGGCUCUACGACUACAGCCAGCGCUUCGUGCUGGGCAUGGGCAGCAGCUCCAUCGAGCUGUGCGAGCGGGAGUUCCAGCGGGGCUCCAUGAGCGACAGCAGCUCCUUCCUCGACACGCAGUGCGACAGCAGCGUCAGCAGCAGCGGCAAGCAGGACGGCUACGUCCAGUUCGACAAGGCCAGCAAGGCCUCGGCCUCCUCCUCCCACCACUCCCAGUCCUCGUCCCAAAACUCAGACCCCAGCCGGCCCCUGCAGAGGAGAAUGCAGACACACGUGUGAGCUCCAGGGGGUGGGCAGGGACGGAGGGCCAGGGGGCCAAGACAUGGGACGCUGAGGAGCCCCCAGCAGGUGGGAGCUGCUGAAGUGAGCUUGGCCCAAGCUUUAGUCCGUUUCUAAUGAGUUUAUGUUCCAAAGCACUUUUGUCCGUAGUAGAACUACACCCCAUGGCUCCUGUGGGGUGCCGGGGGGAAGAAGGGGUGCCAUUGGCAGCUCUGUCCUCCCUGAAGACUUGCAGUCUCCUGCUUGGCCCAGUUGGGCAAUGUCUACUUGGGGCCAUUGUGGGGGGAAGACUAUGGCAGCCGAGACCAAACCAAUUCAAGCACAAACCUGUUUCCUUCAUGACGAAGGCUGGACCUGGAGGCUGUGGGAAGGGGGAAGGGGCACGUCUCGCUGCAACCUUGGCACUCAGCCCCCGACCAGAAACCAGAAGCCUCUUCCAGGGCGUUUUCCUCGGUGCCUCCUUUGGGGAGAGAGACACCUGCCAUGCAUGCCCUGAAGAGUCCUGGGAGCACGCAGUGAACCCCUCUGGAGUGCUUUGGGGAGGGGGGGCAAGAACCAACCAGACCUCUAGUCCCCCUCCUCACAAGAGCCUUCUGGUCUUUCAGCACGUACUUCACUUAACACGAGCCCUCAGCACCUGUUGGGCCACUGGCUUGGGGGGCUAGCAGGACAGAGGCCUCCCCACAUCCUGCACAGAGCCACACCUGCUACACCCCGUUGGUUCCUCCCGCUCUCUACCACCUGGCUUUUCCUCUCUUCUGCAAGCCCUCCCACGGGGACUGCGUGCCCGCUGGGGAGCCGAUGAGGGAGUCGCCUCAGAGGCCUUCCCCAGGGCGCCCUUCCUCCCAACUUCCCGUGUAUCGCCGGAGGAGGACGUUCCAGAACACCCGCAGCUCACACACACACCCCCGACACACCCAUCCCGUCGCUUGCAAUCCCGUGACUCAGCGCCGUGGUUUCUGACCCCGAGAGGGUGUUGCUUCAUUUAAGACCGUGCAACAGAACCGUGCCAGGUGUUGGUGUAAUAUAGGCGCCCUGACACUGCUCAAUCGGGUUUUCUUCUGUCGUUUGGUGUUCAGUGUCCAUCAUACUACAGUGUGUCUGCGGAGUGAUCCGGCGUGAGGGGUCCUCCCAGCUGCUCCACCGCAGAACACGUGCACCGGGGGACUCUGCCACAAGCCAGGAACUGUUGGCGGACACAGCCCACUGGAGGACUGUCCUUGCUGGAGUUAGGUGUGACAGUCACAGAGAGGACCCUCCCAACAUGGGGUCCGCACACCAGCCCAGAGCAAUUUCUUACUGCUGCUUGUGUAUUGCCCCGAUAGCACAACUGGAAGAUUAAUAUAAGAGGUGUAACAAGCCCAUCUGUGUCUGGUCCCUUUCGGGUUCUUUGGAAGCUAUGAAAUAAACACGUCCAUCCUGGGAGGGCAUGUACACCCAAGGUCACACUGCUUCUGUGCUUUUCAGCGUGUUGGUCUCCACGGGUCAGGCCUUGCUGUUUGUGGCUGGGUCAGAUUUGGUAUGGUAUUUUUCCCUCAUAGUGUGAAAAUCUCAUAACUUAGCUCUAGGGAUUGGGCCUGGACAAUUGUUCUCAUUUAACUUUCCUAUGGCAGAGCUCAAGCCCCGUUGUGCCAGGUGCUGUACACACACAGAGGCUCCUAGGCAAAAUAGAGAGCCAUGGCUGACCACUGUGCUUUGGUGGGUGGGGAAAAUUCAAGCCCACCCUAGUACUGGACAUGGGCUAAAAUGAUGGGGGAAGAAGAUGGAACUUCUGACGGGUCAGAGGUUUGUUGCACUGGCAGACGCUUCUGGGGGGUUGGGCAGACACUUCUGGGGGGCGCUGUCUUGCCUCCCAUAGGAAAUAACAGGGCAGAAUGUGACCCAGUUGUACUCUUAAGCCAUGUUUACUAAAGCAGAGCCACAGCACAGCC